Messenger RNA from Austrofundulus limnaeus, 587 nucleotides. RefSeq names its product mitochondrial ribosomal protein L43 (gene mrpl43). The record is from RefSeq and is a predicted model, not a curated record. Gene Ontology annotation, biological process: mitochondrial translation. The transcript is spliced from 3 exons. NCBI's taxonomy places the organism in Eukaryota, Metazoa, Chordata, Actinopteri, Cyprinodontiformes, Rivulidae. Gene Ontology annotation, molecular function: structural constituent of ribosome. Gene Ontology annotation, cellular component: mitochondrial large ribosomal subunit. The coding region runs from base 93 to 557 and encodes 154 amino acids.
UGACUUUUGUAACCACUAAAUUACCAAUUGGGUUAGCAACAGCGAGCAGUAGUUUGUUUUUACACAUCAAAAGGUUUAUUUAAAGUAGGACGAUGACCUCCAGAGGGACGGCGAGUCGUUUCCUUCAAAGUGUUCUUCAAAAUGGUGUCGGUCGAUACGUUUGUCAGCUGAAACGAGUCGCCCUCCUCUUCUCCAGGAGAGGAAACGGCUCACUGGGAGUCAGGGAUUUUAUCGAGGAGGGGGUGGUGGAUUAUGCCAAGAAGUACCCUGGGACUGUUGUGUACGUGUCUCCUCAGGAGGGCUGCAAGAAGCCCAAGAUAGUUGCAGAAUACUUAAACGGCAACAUCAGAGAAGAAGAUGUCAACUGUAAAACGUCAGAGGAGGUUCUGCAGCUUCUGACCAAGCUGGCCAGUCAGUCCGGCCUGGACGUCAUUCGCCUCCGGAAGCCCUUCCACUCGGACAGCCCCAGCAUCCAGGGCCACUGGCACCCGUUUACAAACCGACCCCCGUCCAUCGGCCCCAUCUGUCCGCAGAGUCCGUAUGCGAGGAUGGACUAAACAACAUUAAAGCCAUUUUCCAGAAACUAA